AAGAACACUUAUGAAAUGAAAGUUGUCCAUAUAUAUAUAUAUAUAUCAAGAACAUAGUGAAUCAUCUAGCUAGCUAAAUUUUCACGAAGCCAUGGCUCAAACAGUGUUGUUCUUGUCUUCUAGCACUGUCCCUGGCUCUGCUAACUAUUCCAUAGAUCUGAAGAAAGACUCUUUGAUCCAUCUUCAGAAUCAAGGAUUAAGGCCCAAAAUUUCUCAUCUCUUCUUCAUUCCACUACCUUCAGCUUCUUAUUCAUUUUCUUCUUCUUCAUCUCGCACAUUUAUUACAGCUUUGGCCUUCUUCAAAACAAAGACUCCCAGCAAGGUUGUGAAGUCCAAGCCAAAGCCUAAGGUUGAAGAUGCCAUUUUUGGCUCUUCUGGUGGGUUUGGUUUUACUAAGGUGAACGAACUCUUUGUUGGUCGUGUUGCCAUGCUCGGUUUUUCUGCACCAUCGUUGGGUGAAGCAAUUACUGGCAAAGGAAUCAUAGCACAACUUAAUCUGGAAACUGGAAUGCCCAUAUAUGAAGCACUUCUACUUUUCACACUACUAGGAGCCAUUGGAGCACUUGUUUACCGUGGCAAAUUUCUUUAUGACCUUCCCACUGAACUCAAUAAGGCAGUCAUUCCUCCAGGCAAAGGACUCAGUGAAGGCCAAGGAGGACCCCUUAACAAAACCAAAAUUGAGAGACUACUGAUGUGUUGGUGGGCCUUCACAGGCCUCACGCACAUUAUAAUUGAGGGUUAUUUUGUUUUCUCACCAGAGCUUUUCAAGGAUAAGACUGGCUUCUUCCUGGCUGAAGUUUGGAAGGAAUAUAGUAAAGCGGAUUCAAGGUAUGCAGGAAGGGAUGCAGGGGUAGUUACUAUUGAAGGACUAACAGCUGUUUUGGAGGGGCCAGCUAGUCUUUUAGCUGUAUAUACAAUAGCUACUGGAAAGUCAUAUAACUACAUACUUCAAUUUGCAAUUUCUUUGGGCCAACUAUACGGAGUUGCUGUUUAUUAUAUAACAGCAAUCUUGGAAGGUGAUAAUUUUUCUGCAAGCUCAUUUUACUAUUAUGCAUACUAUAUUGGAGCAAAUGCAUUGUGGACUAGCAUACCCUCGAUCAUUGCAAUACGCAGCUGGAGGAAGAUCUGUGCAGCAUUCCAGGUUCAACAAGGUGGCCAAAUAAAAAAGCCUAAAGUUCGUUGAUCAUUUUUUUGUCCUCGUAAUCAUUUAAAUAUUGUCAUUUUGUAUUUUUAUGCAAAAAUCAUUAAUAAUACCAUUCAUAAUCAAGAUUUUUUUAAAAAAAAUCAAAGUAAAUUAUUAAUUUACCUGUUGA
Messenger RNA from Glycine soja, 1313 nucleotides. Its product is annotated as photosystem II 22 kDa protein, chloroplastic-like. The transcript is spliced from 6 exons. The record is from RefSeq and is a predicted model, not a curated record. Gene Ontology annotation, molecular function: steroid Delta-isomerase activity; cholestenol delta-isomerase activity; C-8 sterol isomerase activity. The coding region runs from base 92 to 1183 and encodes 363 amino acids. Lineage: Eukaryota; Viridiplantae; Streptophyta; Magnoliopsida; Fabales; Fabaceae. Gene Ontology annotation, biological process: sterol biosynthetic process. Gene Ontology annotation, cellular component: membrane; endoplasmic reticulum.